Molecule: messenger RNA, 2154 nt
Organism: Pedinophyceae sp. YPF-701
Lineage: Eukaryota; Viridiplantae; Chlorophyta; Pedinophyceae
Source: the annotation of a GenBank genome assembly
AUGCGGGUCGGCAAGCGCCCGAAAACGCCAACGCGACCCCACACCGACAAGUUCGUCAAUUCUAGCUACAGCGUCGCGGUCAAGGUCGCGCAUCUCCGCGGGGCGCCGACAGCACAGGAAGCUAAAGGCAAGGCCAACCGGCCGGUCCCCGCGUGGCUCACGCCGAGCACGGCGCCCGAAGCGCGGCAGGUGGGCGAGGUGGUGGCGCACGAGGCGCAGCGCCAGGACAAGGAGAACGCGGGGGGCCCUCAGAAGCCGAGCGGCGUGGUGUCAACAAUGCCGUCGCAGCCUUCGAGCCCCGGGGGCGCGCGGCGCAGCCGCCAGGAGCCCGCGAGCAUCAGCCCCGACAACCUCGCGGGCCAUCCCCUGCAGGACCUGAAAGUAACUGAGACGCCGGAGCGCGAGACGAGGCGAAAGGGCAAGAAGGCGCGUCGCGAGGAGGCGUGGAGUCCAGAGAAGCUGGAACGCACCCCCUCGGCCGGCUGGCGCGCCUCCUCCGCGGCGUACCAGCGCGCCAGUGUCUCCUCGGGCCGCUUAUCCGCGCGAGGGCGUCCGAAGUCCGCUGGAAAGGCGCGUCCGGCCUCCACCUCACCGGGACUGGCCACGCCCGCCGUGGCCUCGGGGAGGAGCCCGCGGCUGAUCAACACGCCCGGCUCGCUCCCAGGCGAUGCGCACAGCCCCGGGGGCGCCCCGCUCCCGUCGGGCGCGGAGGAGCUCGCGCGGAGGCCGCACCUCUCGUCCAAAACGCGCGACCUCGCGUCCGCCCGCUACCGCGACGAAGUCCUCCCCGGGCAGGACCGCAUCGACUUCCUCUACGAGUCCGGCCGCACGAGGGUCGCGAAGUGCCGCGCGCGCGACGGCGCGCGCCUCUGGGAGCUCCGCGAGCUCGCCAACGCCCAGCGCGAUCUCGAGACGGAGCGGAAGCAGCGCGCCAAGAGCGCCGGCCGGCAGCGCCCGAAGAGCGCGCGGCGCGGCACGCUGGACCCCGCCGAGUUCUACCAGACGCAGCUCGCGUGGAAGGCCGGCCUCGAGAGCGUCCGCGCUGCGAAGAAGGAGGAGGCGGACCGCCGCCGGGCGUACCAGGAGCUGGAAGCCUGCACGUUCAAACCCAAGGUCAGCGCGCGGUCGCGGUCCAUCGGACGCUCGCACAACGCGCGCCUGGGCACCGGCUUUGCGUCCCCGACGCAAUCGUCGCGCAGCAAGAGCCGCUCGGUGUCGCCGCACGCCACCCCGAGGCCCGGUGAAGGCACGCCGCAGCGGUCCGGCGACGUCAGCGCGCGCGGCCGGCCGAGCUCCGUCCGCGGGACCGCGCGCAGCCACACGGUCGCGACCGUCCUCCCCCCGCGCGGCGCGGCCGCGCCGGACUCCCCCGGGGAGGUGUCGGGCCUCCUGUUGUCAGCGCGCGGCGGCUCCGGGGGGGGGGUCUCGUCGCGGUUCUUCCGGCCGAUCGAGGGCGCGGACGCCGCGACGGCGACCUCGAAGCCCGCGGGGAAGCCGGCCGACGCCCCGGGGUCCCACUUUGCGCCGCUGUCGGCGGACCAGAUUGAACGCGAGGUGCGGCUGGCGCUCGCGGACAUCGCGAACGGCGACAUCCCGGAGGAGGACAUCGAGGAGAUCGUGCAGCGCGCGGCGGCGAAGCCCGCGCUCGCGAUCGGCGGCAGCACGAUGCGGUCGACGCCCGAUCACCUCCUGCACUCGCCCGUGCACGCGCCGCCGGACAGCUGCCGCCCGCUCGCGGCGCCCGGGCCCGCGGACCGGCUCGUAGCGAGCCAGACGGAGGGCCUGCUGCGGAGCUUCGAGGUCGCGGGGGUCGCGGUGGACGAGGCGACGGUGUGGGCGGUGGCGGACCGGAAACAGGCGACGACGAAGCGGUUCCUGGAGCGGCAGCGGCAGGCGCGGGACGCCAAGGUGGAGCACCUGGCGCGGCUGACGAGGUACAACGGCGAAGGGUGGGACCCGCGGGGGACGCGGAGCUUCAAUCGACCCAAGUUAGGGGCCGAGCGCGGGGGGUCGCUGCGCGCGGCGGCGGAGCCCGUGGCGGCGCUAACGCCGCGUGCGGGGGCGCUGAAUGACCCGAGCUACGUGCCGAUGUCGGUGCGGCUGCGGGGGGCGCGCAUGCCCGCCACGCCCCCGCCCGCAGCGCAGGAGGCAUAG